Molecule: messenger RNA, 480 nt
Organism: Aspergillus tanneri
Lineage: Eukaryota; Fungi; Ascomycota; Eurotiomycetes; Eurotiales; Aspergillaceae
Exons: 2
Coding region: 1-480 (159 amino acids)
Source: RefSeq, a predicted model, not a curated record
AUGGCAGCAGAGGCUGAAGCGACGCCAAGCAUGUCUAUCCUAUCCUCGGCUCAUGAAAACGAGCCGCUAACGGCACAACUCAAUUCGUAUAAGAGGGACAACGAAAAUCUUCGGACUCGGCUCACGGCACUCCAUGCGCGGGUCUCCGACCUACAAAUUGAGAAUGCCAAAGUCCAUCAGGAAUUAACUAUAGAAUGCCGCCAACAUGCACUAACUGUUAAGGAGUUGUUACAACUCCGGGAGCAAGUACAACGCCUGGAUGAGACAUAUGCCUCCCUACAACAAUCAGUGGGUGAAAUUUGUCAGCGAGCGGCCAGCCUGAGGAUUGCCUGUCAGAACGUCGAAGAGCGGUACGCUCAUGGCAGGAAUCCCAUGCCAGGUUCUUUUCAGCCGCGCCAGCUUUUACGCCAACGCCUUCAGCAUGGUCCGAUUACACUGGCCAAUCCCAGGCCGUGGAGAGAAACUUGGCGUAUGGUUUGA